AUGGAACUGAAAAAUAAGAAAAUAUAAGGACUUUUUGGAAAUGCGAAAAAGUCUAAAGUUAUUAAAGCCUUGUCUUAAAAGAAAGCUAGAACAUGGCAGCAAAUGCUGUUUGAUUCAUUAAAAUCAUAAGAUGUUUAUGGAAGAAAAGUAGAAUUUACCUAUAAAGGAUAGAAGAGAUAUAAAACAUUACUAGGAGCCAUUUUUACUCUCGCAUAAAGAGUUGUUAUUUCAAUUUUUAUCAUCUUCUAGCUUUAUUUGCUCAUUUCAAAAAAGCAUCCUCGGACUCAUACAAAGAACUUGAUAUAAGGCAAUGAUAAUAUGAGUAAGAUCAAUCUUUGGUAAUAAGGCUUUGACAUUGGCUUUAAAUUAUAAGGCUAGGAUUCUCAUCUCUUUGAUGAAACCUUUGGAUCAUUUAGAGCUGAAAUGAUAAGGACUAUCACUAAUUUUUCACAAACGUACUUAAAUAAUGAAAAUGAAAAAUAAUACGCUCAUAAGUCAUAAAUUACAUAUUUGAAUGUAACAAAGUGCGAGGAAAACUCUUUUGAAAAUUUAGCAUAAUCUGAAAAAAAUAGAUAGAAUUUGGAGGAAUAUUUCUGUGUUGAUACAUAAGAUUUUAAAGAUUAAUUAUUCAUAGAAGGCAAUAUUAAAAGCAUUUAGUAUACUUAUAUAAGAAUUUACUUAAAUUUCUGUCAGGAUGCUAAUUUACAAUGUAAAAAUUAAGAUGAUGUUCAAAAUUUUCUUGAUAAUAUGAAGCUUUAAUACAUCUUUGUCAAUUCAAAUUUCGAUUUCACAGAUUAUGAAAAAUCUGUACAGCAUUAUAUUGAUGAUUCAAAUAGCAUUACAUUGCAGAAAAAUAAGAAAAAGGAUAUUAAUGUCAAAGUUAAAUUUGCUUAUUCUUAAAGGUAUGACAAUUUCUUUUCAUUCUGGGAAUAUUAUACAGACUAUUUUUUUAAGAUAGAUGAGAUUAAGCAUGAGGAAAGUGUAUUAAAUUCUAGUACAGAUGUGUAAACUAUGGCCCAAAUUAAUAUUAAAUUAGAUAGGAAAACUUUAAAGUAUGUAAGAUAAGUCGAGAGCAUAUUUGAUGUCUUAGAAUCAAUUGGUGGUUUUAAGGAAUCAAUUUUCUCCAUAAUCUUUAUCAUGCUUAUAUUCUUCCAGGAAAGAAUGUUUAAGGGAUCAUUUAUCAAGCAACUAUAUCUUUAUUAAGCAAGAACAAGAAAGAGAAAUAGUAUCCUUGAGGUAUAAUCCACUAUAAAUCAUUAAAUGAGUGAUCUAAGUGUGGGGUAAAAAAUCUAGAUUUUAAAUGAUCCUUCGCAAAGAAGAGAGCUAUUUAAAAAACGAUUAUUGUCCAUGAAAUAGUUCUCUCUUAAAAAGAAGAAUGAAUCUGAUUUAAAUGUCCUAGAAAGAAUUGCUAAUUCUAAUUUCCUACAGGAAAACUAAAUAAUUAGAAUUAUAGAUGAAAUUCUCAUUAGAAGUAGGUUUAAAUAUGGAUUUGAGAUGAUUUUAGAUUAUCUAGCAAAAUGCUUGUGUUUAAGGAGUUUGUAAAAGUUAUCCAAGAAUUAAUCUUAUAAAAAGCAUUUUCUCUUUAAAAGAGGUAUAGAAAAACUAGAAUAAGAGUUAGAUGUAGUCAAUUUGCUAAGAUCUAUAAGAUAAUUAAGGCUUUUGACCUAAGUUAUAUUGCCAUUAAGAUCUAGACUGCUAUUGAAGUUUUCAAAGAAAAAUGUGAUAUUGACUUCAUCAUCAUCUUCUGACUCUGAUUUUCACAAAAAUGACAUUCUUAAAUAGAUAGAUAAUAAUAAAAAUUAAUUUUUGAAACUUGCAUCUAUUGUGAAGAUAAAGAAAGCAUUAUCUCACUUUAAAUAACACCCCAUGGAUGAUAAUGACAAGGUUUUACUGAAAGGUAUUUUUAUUAAAAAAGCUAAAGACUUUCAUGAUGAAUUACUUUAAACACCAAUGCUACCUAAGAGUAAUGAAAUCGAUGAUAGUGAGCUAAAAUCCAAUACUAGUAACUCAAAUAGAUUGAAUGAUUCAUAAAGACCUCUACAAUAAAGAAAAUCAAAUUUAAUCUCAAAUUUAGAACUGAUAACUCGAAAUAAUCAUCUACCUCCAUAUUCAACUCCCUAAAAUAAGAUCGACGAAAUUGAUUCUUCAAAAUAUCAGUUACAAGAUGAGGAAAAUUUUUCAAAGUAUAAUAAGAGUAGAAAAAUAUAAAAGCAAGGUAGAUCACUCAUUAAAUCUAAAACUACCAGAAAUAGGAAAUUAAAGGAUUAAAAAGCGACCUCUGAUGCAGUUAACAAUUUCAACGAUUAAAUCUAAAUUGAUUAAGAUGCAAUGGUUGAAGAAAUUGAUAGUAAUCGUAGUCAAUGA
This is a messenger RNA of Stylonychia lemnae, 2364 nucleotides long. NCBI's taxonomy places the organism in Eukaryota, Ciliophora, Spirotrichea, Sporadotrichida, Oxytrichidae. The record is from the annotation of a GenBank genome assembly.